CACUCUGAUGAUUAGCCGGCAUUUUAAUUCAAUCAGAUAAGAUAGUUCUUGCUUUUAUACUUUCGUUUUCUAUUAAGCAAAUUCUUUAAACAUUUUUAAAAUGGCCACUUACGAGGAAGUUAAGGACAUUCCCAACCAGUCGGACAAAUAUUUAAUUGAUGUGCGCAACAAGUCAGAGCGAGAGGCAGGAACUUUACCAGCUAGCAUUAACAUUCCUAUGCCUGAUUUGGAGAAUGCUUUGAACUUGAGCGACGCUGACUUUGAGAGUAGCUAUGGUCGGGCAAAGCCGUCCACUGAUGCCGUCGUCAUUUUCUCCUGCAAGGCUGGAGGACGUGCUGCUCGUGCCGCCAAUUUGGCCAAGACUCUGGGCUUUACCAAUGCCAAACCGUAUCGUGGUUCGUGGACAGAAUGGGCACAAAAGGAGGGCAAAUAAAUUAUUAAUUGUGAGCCCAAAAAAGGCGAAUAUAAAAACAAUUU
Messenger RNA from Drosophila albomicans, 477 nucleotides. Its product is annotated as rhodanese domain-containing protein CG4456. NCBI's taxonomy places the organism in Eukaryota, Metazoa, Arthropoda, Insecta, Diptera, Drosophilidae. The record is from RefSeq and is a predicted model, not a curated record. Gene Ontology annotation, cellular component: mitochondrion. Gene Ontology annotation, molecular function: thiosulfate-cyanide sulfurtransferase activity.